CCCUGAGAGAGAGAAGGCGUGUGGCCGACGGGGGCGCGCACGCUGCUGUCAGUCGGAAAUGCAUUAGUGACUGUGCCGCUAUUGAAUUAAAACAAAAAAAAAACAAAACGAGAAGGGGUGUGCUGUCUGUGCAUCGUGCGAUACAUCCUGGAAAAAAAAAAACAUUAAAAAAAAAAUAAUAUCUAUCUAUCUAUUAAUCAUAUUGUUAUCAAAAAUAAAACUGCAGCCGAGAGAGAGGACAACGAUGCUGCUGGAAGAAGAACCAGAGGACACCCUGUAACGAAGCGCCCUCCCCUUCCACCACCCCGCAGGAUUGAACGGGAACAGCGGGGGAGAGAAGGAGGAAAGAGAGGGAGAGAGGAAAAAACACACACCCGAGAACCGGCGGCAGCGAGGGAGGCAGCCGGCCGGCUCGGGGUGCGUCGAUCCCGGCGGUCGCGGGUAGGCGAGGCCGGGGGCUCUCUGCGGCCUAGGGAAGUUCCUUUGAGCCGGGCGGCGGAUUAAGAGGAUCCGAAACUGCGGGGUUUUUUUUUUUUUUUUUUUAGUGUGCUAGCAAUCAGGUUAUACUGGUUAAAAAACGUAUAUAUAAAACACAAAAGCGUUAUUAUUACCGCGCCGUGCGAGUCGGGUUGACAGACAGACAGACAGACAGACAGACUGGCGCAUUGCAACAAUAAAUAACAGCAGAAAAUCGCGAUUAAAAAAAAAAAAACGAAAAACGAGCCAAAUUCACAAAGAGAUCGGGUGCGUUGCCGCCUGUGCUUCAUAAUACUGCCAGCUAGAUAAAGUAAAAAUUAAUAAAUAAAUGCCAUAUAUUUUGAUGGGAAAGGGUUAAUAUUAGGUGUCACGUUUUACCGAUGCCGAAAAAACGACAGCUAGCUAAACGCGGCGGGUAGAUGUGUCAAAUAUUAUUAAUAUCAAUAAAGUACAAAUCGAUAUUUAAUAAUAAUAAGUUAUGGGGAAACGUGUAAUGUAUUUACAAUUUGAAUUUGUCGGUUCUGUUGAUCGUUAAAUGCGAUAUUACUGUAUGUGGUUUGUAUAGCUAUAAGCGGGAUCUGUAAAAAGGUGAUAUUUGUUUUAAUGUCGUUCCUAUUCAUUUAGAUGCGACGCUAGCCUAAUCUCUUAGACCUGUUAACGCGGCAGACAGCGUUGUGUUAUUAUCGCUAGCAGCGGUAGUGGAUAGAGCCAUAAAUAAACUUGGCGUGCCGCUAUGGCUGAGAUUUUCACCGCGAGUCCUGUUGCCACGCAACCAGCCGGUUCUGGGCCAGCUUUAACCGGACCCAGCAGCACCCGGACCCCUCCGCCUUUACCCACGGGACCCAAACCCAGCCUGGCGUCUCUGAGCCCGACCAAACAGCAGCCGGCAAACCAAAACAGCCGCCCGCCCCAGCAACCCGCCGUGGCACCUAAAUCAACGCUGUACAGCAGCCCGGCGUUGCUUGCGGGCCAGCCACCGAGAGACGAGGAGGGGAGACCGCUAACUGCAGCGGCCGACGCUGCCUGCGCUGAACCUGGGGCUGAGAAAGGCUCGGAGGGGGGCAAGCAACCGCGAAACGGACAGCCGGCCUUGGAGCAAGAGCCGGAACCGGUCGUGCCCGAGCCCCGUUUCCCCCCACCGUCUCUCCGCCUGGACCCGGCUCUCGGUUCGGUUACCAGCUUGCUGGGGCCGGCAGCCAACAAGCCCCCCUCGCUCUCCGCCUCGGUGUCGCUUCUUCCCGGGUGCGUGGGUGGGAGGAAGCCGGUGGCAGCGGACUCGAUGAGCUGCCAGCUGGACUCGGUCAGCAUGAUUUCCGGGACCCAGGAGUCGCUGGCGGGCUUCGGCCUGGGGGACGACGCCAGUUCCAUGGGGUCCGACUCCGAGAUCAACGGCAUGACUUUCAGAAAGACUGACAAGUACGGCUUCCUGGGAGGGACGCAUCUAGAAGCUGGGGAGAGGGAGUUGAAGGUGGACGUGGCGAGGCAGAGGGAGUUGAAAUGGCUUGACAUGUUCAGUCAUUGGGAUAAAUGGGUCUCUCGUCGACUCCCGAAGGUGAAGCUGAGAUGUAGAAAGGGCAUUCCUUCCUCUCUCCGUGCGAAAGCGUGGCAGCUGCUGUCGAACAGCAAGGAGCUGAUGGAUGAAAAUCCUGGAAAAUUCGAGGAGCUGGAGCGAGACCCUGGGGACCCAAAAUGGCUGGAUAUAAUCGAGAAGGACCUACAUCGGCAGUUUCCCUUCCACGAGAUGUUUGCAGCGAGAGGAGGUCAUGGCCAACAGGACUUGUAUCGCAUCCUCAAAGCCUACACUGUGUACAGACCUGAGGAAGGGUAUUGCCAAGCACAGGCUCCAGUCGCUGCUGUGUUACUAAUGCAUAUGCCUGCAGAGCAAGCUUUCUGGUGCCUGGUGCAGGUCUGUGAGAAAUAUCUUCCAGGAUAUUACAGCGCUGGAUUGGAAGCGAUCCAGCUGGACGGCGAGAUUUUCUUCUCCCUGCUCAAGAAGGUCUCUCCCAUGGCUUACCGGCACCUGCACAAGUUCAAGAUCGACCCCAUUCUCUAUAUGACAGAGUGGUUCAUGUGUGUGUUCUCCAGGACCCUGCCCUGGGCCUGCGUGCUCAGAGUCUGGGACAUGUUCUUCUGCGAGGGGGUAAAGAUUAUCUUCCGCGUGGGGCUGGUGCUGCUGCGUCAGAUCCUGGGGUCUGUGGACAAGCUGAGAGACUGUCAGGGCAUGUACGAGACCAUGGAGAAGCUGAGGAGCAUCCCGCCAGAAUACAUGAGGGAGGAGACACUGGUGCACGAGGUCAUCUCUCUCCCCGUCACAGAGUCCCUGAUUGAGCGCGAGAACGCCAUCCAGCUGAAGAAGUGGCGCCAGUCGCGAGGGGAGCUUCAGCACAAGCACAGCCGCAGACUCCACGGGACCCGCGCCAUCCAGGAGGAGCGGCAGCGAGGGGUGGGGACCGGGGGUGGAGGCGGGCUCCUGAGGGCCAGCGCCAGCCUGCUGAGCCUGCCUGGGCUGCGCCGCUCCAAGGAAGACCGUCCAAAGCAGCCACCUCUGUUGCUGCAGAGAGGAAUGGUCUCCCCUUCUCACUCCGUCAGCAGCCUGGUGGUUUCGUCCUCCACUUCCUCUGCCACCAAGCUUCUCCCCGCGCCCCCCCAGGCUUCUGAAAAGCCACCCCCUAGCCCCCAGGUGGUCUCCGAAGGGCUGAGACCCUCCCUGCCCUCUCCGACAGCUAACAACUCCCCACUGGCCACCGGCAGCCCCACUCCUGCCCUCCCUUCUGCCAAGAAAGCCAAGGAGGAACGCAAGAGAGAGAAAGAGAAGGAGAAGCAGCAGAAAGAGAGGGAGAAGCAGCAGAAAGAAAGGGAGAAAGAGAAGGAGAAGCAGCAGAAAGAGAGGGAGAGGCUGGAUAAGGAGAGGGAGAAGAGGCAGGCGAAGGAGAGGGCCAGGGAGGAGGCCAAAGAGAAGAGGAAGCAAGGGAAGAGAAAGGAGGGGAAGGAAGAAGUCUCAAGUCCUCCUCCUCCUCCUCUCCUCCCCCUACCGAAGGGCGGGGAGAAGAUAGAGAAUGGAGCCCAAGCCCAAGCGGGAGGCUCCAAGGAUGGUCCAGAGAAAGGACCCCAAGCCGCCACAGCUGAUCCUCCUUCCGAAGGAUCCCCGGCUGCGAGCAGCGCGGGCGCGUUGGAGGACACCUAUGUCUGA
Polyodon spathula (Mississippi paddlefish) is the source of this 3667-nucleotide messenger RNA. Its product is annotated as TBC1 domain family member 10A-like. The coding region runs from base 1211 to 3667 and encodes 818 amino acids. The transcript has 9 exons. The record is from RefSeq and is a predicted model, not a curated record. Lineage: Eukaryota; Metazoa; Chordata; Actinopteri; Acipenseriformes; Polyodontidae.